Molecule: messenger RNA, 949 nt
Organism: Chara braunii
Lineage: Eukaryota; Viridiplantae; Streptophyta; Charophyceae; Charales; Characeae
Source: the annotation of a GenBank genome assembly
CACGGUCAGACGGCAUCCAAGAUCGAGGCCACGACUUGUUGGAUCCUGGUGGGGGGGCGAUGACGGGGGGUGCAGGGAGCAGAGGUGCGGGGGGGUCUGGGGGUGCCCAAUUCAACCCUCUGUCCGAGAAGGAGAUGGUGAAGUUGAGGCGAGGGAACAUUGUUUGGAACUUCGUCACCGCGGGCCAGUACGUCGGGGACCAGUCCAAGAUGCACGGGGAGCGAAAGUUGCGUUGCAACUUAUGCGGCCACCUGUUUCAGGGGGGGUCGUCGAAGGCCGCGCGUCAUUUUACGCAGUCAAAGUUCUGCAAGGCUGGGGGGAUGAGAGUUCUCAUGGAACUCUGGAACGACACGGACUACACAUUUGUGUCGUCCACUGCUCAGCGGGUGCAGAGGUGGAUGGAAGACGAGGGCAUACGGGACACGAGAGCGCCCGCGGGUGGCCAGAGACAGCGGAUGGACGACGCAGAGAGGGACGACAUUCAGGACGCCCUCGAUGAGGAGGAGGGCCGCGAGGGUGGGGCUAGGGAGGGGGCGGUUGCAGACGAGGCAGACGAGGCAGUCAGAGAGCCUAACCUGCCAGGGGAGGAGGUGGUGAUGACGUCGAGAGGCGUCGGUGGAGCGGGUCCUGGUACUAGGGCGCCGCGAGCUGAGGUGGAGCGCGCGAGGAGGGAGAAGAGGACAAUGGGGCAGGCUGGCAUUGAGGUGCCAGACACGGGCAGGGAGAAGAGGGCUCGGCAGACCACGAUUGACGAGAUGUAUGCAAGGGAGAAUUUGGCCGAGUUCACAAACGUGUGGCUUCAAAGGAUCUACGUGAAGAAGUUGCCAUUCAACGCCUUCAGUGGUGCGGAGUUCUAGAGGCAGCGAUAGGCAGCAAAAAGAGUGCCUCGCUCUAUCCAGUUCCGGUUUCCCUCCUACAGGGUUACAGCGGGCGCCGGUAUCCCUUCGCA